AUGUCUAAUUUCAAUAAAAUAAAUGAAAACAAACCCAUCUAUGCGACAUCAACAAAAGCUAUCACAACUGAUACAGUAGUACAUUCUCCAAAAAGAAGGUCUUUGAGUAGCUAUCUGUCUAAAUUGCAUACAAAAAAGAUGGAAUCAAAUGUGAAAGAAGGUAUUAAACCAUUGCAAAAUGACAUUUUUAACACUACUAAUAAAUCAUCUAAAGAAAAAUCAGUAGAACCAUUAAGUGAAAAGAUUGAAAGUGCCGACAUAUUAAAAGCCAGUAUCAUGAGUUUUGUUAAUGAAAAUAGAAUAAAAACUGAAAAGGAAGAAAAUGAGAAAAAAAUAGCAGAUGCUAAAGAUGAAACCAAAUUACAUGUCGAUGACUCCAAAAUCGUAAAUUCUCCCUCACAGGAAAAAGGUGUAAAGCAUACUACAAUUAAUAAUAGUUAUUUCACACCUUUUUCAAGAGAAGAGUUGAAAUCUGUAUUAAAAGAACCACAAAUAGAUUACGAUUCUAUUAAUUCGAAGUCAUCAUCAAUAUCAAAUGCAGAAAAUCAUGAAUCAAAUUCAAAUGAAGAUAAUGAAAAGCCUUUCUCAUCAUUACUUGAACAAAAUACGAUAAAUAGCGAUACAGAAACACCAAGGGGUUCCCCAAUUAAAGUUAGAAGAGGUCGAUUAAUAAGAGGUGAUAAAUUACAAACUCUAUCAAAUGUUUUAAAUUAUUCUACAAUUUAUAAUGAAUCAGACUCUGAAUUGUCUGAUAUUAACGAUAAUAAAGAUAUAAAUAUUAACAGUAGUUUUCUUAAUGGUAAUUCGAUGAAGGAUGACAAGGAAGCUGUUUCAUCAUUUAAUAAAGGUGUUAAAUCAAAACCUAAAUCUAGGUCAAAUUAUAAUAGUAAUAACAGUGCAAAUUCAAAAGGAUCAAGAAACAAGAAAAGUGUUUAUCGAGAUUUUGGUGGUAGAACAAGACUUCAAAUUGCAUGUGAUAAAGGUAAGAUAGAUGUUGUUAAAAAAAUUCUUGCAGAAGCUUCAGAUAACCCAGAUUCAAAUAUCGAUAUUAAUGAUCAAGAUAAUGCUGGAAAUACACCGUUACAUGAAGCCGCCUUGAAUGGUCAUUUAGAUAUAGUUAAAUUAUUGGUGGAUCAUGGUGCAAAUGUUAAUAUACAAUCUUUUGAAUAUUUCAAAGAUACCCCACUUAUCGAUGCAUCAGCUAAUGGCCAUCUUGAAGUCGUUGAAUAUUUAUUAUCUAAAGGUGCAGAUCCAACGGUAAUAAAUGCAAAAGGAUUAACAGCGUAUGAAGCAAUCGAGGAGGAUUCAGAUCUUGAUGAACACGAGAAAGAAUUAGUAGGAGACAUUAAAGAUACACUAAGAAGAGGCACGCAGGCAUGGAUUAAUGCACGUCGUCAUAAUAAUGAUAAAUCAAUGGGCCAUAAUUUACAAAGUCCAAGCUAUACAUAUAGACGAGAUUUUAAGAACAAUGCUAGAAGUAAGAAUAAUAUGAUUUCUGAUUUCAAUGGUGUUACUAGUAAUGAUUCUAACGAUGAUGAUGAUAAGUAUAAGAGUCAUAGUCAUUAUCAUCAUGAAGAUACGUUAUUAAAUCAUAAGCCAAAUAAGAUUAAAAAUGACAUUGAAUUUCUUUGGACUGAUUUAACGUCUAAAACAGGUAAAGAAAAAUUGAUGCAAGCUUCAAAAGAAGGUAAUUUAGUAUAUGUAGGGCAAUAUCUUGAAAAUGGGGGACGUAUAGAUUUUAAAGCGUUUAUUGAAUCUGUUAAAUUCGGUCAUGAAGACAUUGCUAGUUUAUUUCUUGCGUUCGGUGCACAAGUUAAUAAACUAAAUAAAGAUGAUUAUACACCAUUAAUGGUAUCGGUAGGACGUGGUCAUUUUGGAACUGUAAAAUUAUUAUUAGAAGCUGGUGCAGAUCCAACAAUUAAAAAUAAGAAAGGCUAUGAUGCUCUAUUUUAUUCAAAAAAUAGUCCGCUAGGUGUAGUUGAUGAUGAUGAAAUUGCAUUAUUAAUAAAGUCAAUCAAAUUACAUGGAGGAAUGGUGGAAUCAACUACUGAUGGUAUAAAGGAAGAAAAAAAGGAAUAUGAGGUAAAGGAAAAACAGAAUAGAAGAAGAGAAGAAAAAAAAAUAAAUAAAGAAAAUGAUAAAACUCACAAUCAUAACCAUGAUCUGUUAAAGAAUAAAAGUAAGAAAAAAAGUUCUGAUAAAGAUUCCACAACAAUCAAGACAAAUGACAGUGUUAAUAGAAUAUUUGAUGAUGAUAUUACAGUGAAAAAAGAAUCAGGGAAAUCUCAGAAGGAAGUUGAAAAUGUGAAUUUGGCUGAUAAUAAUGAAGAUGAAGAUGAAGAUGCUACUAUACCAACAUCUAGAUAUAGACACACUUCACCAUCCUUCAGCAAUAGUAUACCAAGUAAAAGAUCAUUAUUACUAGAAACAAAUGAGAAUGAUAGUGGUAAGAAUAGGGACAAUGAAGGUGAUAAUAGUACAGAUAAGCAUAUAGAUAAAAAGGUAAAAUAUAAUGAUAUGGAAAGUGAAAGAAAAAAACAAGAAAGAUUGAAAGCUGAAGAAGACGAAUAUUUACAAAGGAAGCUUGAAAAUAAGAGACGUAAAGAAUUAGAAUUAAUACAAAAAUUACAAGAAGAUGAAAAGAAGCGUGUUGAAGAAAAGGAAAAACAAAAAUUUGAGGAAGCUAAAAAAUUAGAACAGGUAUUCAAAGAAAAAGAAUUAGAAUUAGAAAGAAAGGAGAAAAGAUUAGAGAUUGAGAAAAGACGUCGUAUAAGAAACAUGUAUCCUUUAGGGUUAAAAUUAAUUAAAUUUAAUGGUGAACUAGAUGCAACAAAUUUAAGACAUAUCCCAAUAUAUUAUAUUGUUAAAGAUUCAAUCAGAUAUGUAUUUGAUUUACAAUUACUGUUAAUAUUAAGAGAUUCUCAAAUUAUAACAAAGAUACUAAAUAGACAAGACAUUACGGUUUCGCCUAUAAUUAAUGUUAAUGAAAGAUUACAGUUAUGGAAUAUACUUAAACCACAAUUUUUAUUUGGUGAAUUAAAUAAAGAUAAUGAAUAUAUGAAUAUAUUUCAUAGUUGUUCAUUAUCACAAAGAUUACAAUUUGAAAAUGAAGAAUAUAAAAAAUUUAAUGAAUUGCCCAUGAAUUGGAUUAGAUGGGAUGAACUGGUAUGUAAAACAGAUCUCAUAAGUUCUGAGUUAAAAAGAAACCUGGAGAAAAACAUGACAGAAUUAUUUAUUUUGUCUUAUAAUGAAACUAAUAAAAAGCAAUCUAUGAUCUCUGUUGGAAAAAAUUCAACUCCAACCGUAUCAUCAUCGAUCGAAAAGACUCUUCUAAAUAUUUCUACAGUUAACACGGAUAAACAUAGACAUGUUAAAAAACCAUCUUUAAUGUUACCUAUUAAUUUGCAACAUAGAUACAGAAUAACUAAUUUAUUACAGCAUGAAAAAUUCACAGAAUUUCAACCUAUGUGGUAA
This is a messenger RNA of Arxiozyma heterogenica, 3474 nucleotides long. RefSeq names its product Hos4p (gene HOS4). NCBI's taxonomy places the organism in Eukaryota, Fungi, Ascomycota, Saccharomycetes, Saccharomycetales, Saccharomycetaceae. Gene Ontology annotation, molecular function: protein binding. The record is from RefSeq and is a predicted model, not a curated record. The transcript has a single exon. Bases 1 to 3474 code for a protein of 1157 amino acids.